AUGCAGGGAGCUUUGUUGUUAGCGUUCUCCAUGAAUCUCGGGUAUGGUAAUAGCAUUUAUGCAGAGUUACGAGCGCUGGUGGAGGGAGUUAAACAUUGUAAAAAUAUAAAUUUCGUAGCAGUAGAUAUUGAAAUGGAUUCAAAAGUGACUCUAUCAUGGUUGAAGAAUAAUAGAUGUGGUAUCUGGUAUUUGGAGGAAUUUUGGGAGGAACUUCAACAUUUGCUCACAAAUAUGGAUCCAAAGUUUAUGCAUAUUCAUAGGGAAGGAAAUGCAGUUGCAGAUCGGUUAGCUAGAAGGGGCGCAAGAGAAGGUGAAAUGGAAUGGAAGAUUAUGAGUGAGCUCCCUCCUCUGCUGCGGGGCUUGAUCAAAGUAGAUAAGUGGGGUCUUCCAGCACUUAGGUGUAAGAGCUAG
Molecule: messenger RNA, 411 nt
Organism: Juglans microcarpa x Juglans regia
Lineage: Eukaryota; Viridiplantae; Streptophyta; Magnoliopsida; Fagales; Juglandaceae
Exons: 1
Coding region: 1-411 (136 amino acids)
Molecular function (GO): RNA-DNA hybrid ribonuclease activity; nucleic acid binding
Source: RefSeq, a predicted model, not a curated record